This is a messenger RNA of Physella acuta, 1967 nucleotides long. RefSeq names its product GTPase IMAP family member 9. The record is from RefSeq and is a predicted model, not a curated record. Gene Ontology annotation, molecular function: GTP binding. NCBI's taxonomy places the organism in Eukaryota, Metazoa, Mollusca, Gastropoda, Physidae.
UGGAGAAAGCCACAACUGGCAAAGCACGUGCUUUGUAGGUCUAAUUUCAUUGGCUAUAUUAGUGGUGACAGCCCUUGAAACGCAUUUUAAUAAUAGUAAUAGCAUUCAAAAUUUCAAGACUAAAAAGUAUACACAGCUGUUCUUUUUCUAUAUACAUUGUUUUAAAUACGUAUGUAUUAUGCAAUUAUGUUACUAAAAUAAAAAUAAAGUGUGGGAUCUACCAUAAAAUAAAAUAACGGAAAUGUUGCUGCUACGUGUGGUGUUGUGCCUAUUCUAAUCCAGCUUAUCGAGUACACACUUAUGAAAUUGAUGUCUGAACCAGCUGAUUGAUUCACAAAAAAUAAUGAGCCAAGCUAAGCCUCGCACUACCGGUGUAGAUUUUAUUAUAUUAGGUAAAACUGGAAAUGGAAAAAGUUCAACUGGCAAUUCUAUUUUAAGACGGGGAAAUAUUUUUAAACCCAGCUACUAUACAACCUCUGGUACUAAAAUACCGCAGUUUGAAUGGAGUAAAUUUGAAGGCAGGAAUCUUCAGGUUGUUGACUCACCUGGCGUAUUUGAUACAUGCGAAGAUGAGGCAGGAGGAAUAACUAUGGUACAUGACGCUUUACAGAACGCCAUGUUGGCGAACCCAAAAGGUUAUCAUGCAUUUCUUGUUGUACUAAAAUAUGCUACACGUUUUACUGGAGAGGAACAGAAAACUGUUGACAUUCUGAAAGGAAUAUUAGGCAAAAAUUUCCUUAAAGACUACGGUAUUAUUGUGAUGACAAACGGAGAUACUUUUGAACAUGAUUGUCAAAAUAAUAAAAUUCAAAAUCUACAAAGGUUUUGUGCAAACCAGAAGGGUCCGUUCAAGAGCAUUUUAGAAGAAUGCAAUAACAGAAUUAUAGUUUUUAACAACAUAACCCAAGACGAGGAUGUUAGGUACAAGCAAGUGAAACAAUUGAUUGAUAUGGUAGACAAACUGAAAAAUCAUGGUCAAAGAUAUACACAUGAACAUUUUAACAAGGCUGAUCAGUUUUACCAACACUUUGUUGUAACAAGUUCGAUACCAAUUAUUUCCAAAGAAGUUUUAAAAGAGCAGAGUCUAAUAAUGCAUGCUAUUACCACUUGCGAGAUUUUGAUGGGGGAGUCAGAAAAAAUCGAAACUCUGAAGAGUCUUCUGCCAAGACUUGAUUCAUUGAUGAACAGUCUUAAAGAAAAAGAUAAAGGAACCGGUGCUCUAAAAGACUUCAUUACACACGCAAAUAAUACAAAAAGAAUGAUAGACGCUAGAAUUGAUAUAUACACUGAUAUUCUUUUCAAGCUAAAUAGCUUACACAAGAAAGCGGGUGAACUAAAGCUAGAUGAAUUUGAAAAAAAUGGAAAAAAGAAUACAACUUCUGUUGAGGAAAGUAAAGUGGGGGAAAUAGAAAGUCAAGAAGAACAGCUAAAAAAACAAUUGAUGGAAACAGAAGAAGAUAGAAGGAGGCUACAAUGGGAAACAACUAAAUAUUUCUUUGAAGGAAUUGGCAUUGUUGUAAAAGCAUUUGGCAGUAUAAUAAUUAGUUCAACAGACUCGGUUACUGAAUAUUUAACAAAUAGAGAAUAAAGAAAUUUCCAAUGUAGUCAGUUUCAUGAGCGUGUCUAGCAAAAUAACCAUAGGGAUCGUGCUCGCAUUUGUGACACCUGUUAAGCCAUCACGGCUUCAUAUACGAAUGCAAGCACGUACGAAGCAAUAACACAACAUGACGGUAUCCAAUGUUAGGGUUUUACAAAAUAAUUUUGGAUCUUCAACUCUUACUUCUUCUGUAACAACUGCAAUGCUUUUAUUCAAGUACAUUAAAAAAUAUAUAUAAACAAUUAAUUUAAAUGAAAUGUAAACAAACUUGCUUACUUUAAUAAAAGCUUUUGUUCCUCCUGAGAGGAUGGACGGACGGACGGACGGAUGGACGGACGGAUGGACAGACGGGUGGAUGGAUGGACGGGUG